Molecule: messenger RNA, 2064 nt
Organism: Gossypium arboreum
Lineage: Eukaryota; Viridiplantae; Streptophyta; Magnoliopsida; Malvales; Malvaceae
Product: riboflavin biosynthesis protein PYRR, chloroplastic
Exons: 9
Coding region: 101-1879 (592 amino acids)
Biological process (GO): riboflavin biosynthetic process
Molecular function (GO): NADP binding; diaminohydroxyphosphoribosylaminopyrimidine deaminase activity; 5-amino-6-(5-phosphoribosylamino)uracil reductase activity
Source: RefSeq, a predicted model, not a curated record
AUAUACUCUGUUUACUAAAUCCAAACAGAUUUCCAGAAACUGCUACCAUUGCAAUAUCCUUGUAUUCACAUUCUCUUCUAAGGUCAGUGGAAACUGAAAAAUGGCGCUCUCAUUUGCAGUUGUAGCUUCCUCAUCUUCAAUAAUGUGCAAAGCUACUAACGCCAACAACCAUUCGCAUCUUCAAGACCUAUCGUACAUCAAACGCGCCGCCCUUAUAUCCGACAAGUCUGCUGGGUUUACUUCCCCGCACCCAAAUUUUGGAUGCGUUAUUGUUACACCCUCGGCCGAGGUGGUUGGGGAAGCUUACUUGUAUGCCCAAGGUACAAAGCCGGCGGAGGUUCUGGCAGUUGAGGCCGCCGGCGAACUGUGUAGAGGCGCGACCGCUUAUGUUAAUAUGGAGCCUGGAGAUUGCCAUGGGGAUCACACCGCCGUCUCCGCUCUUGUUCAGGCAGGGAUCACAAGGGCUGUUAUUGGAAUGAGGCAUCCUCUGCAGCAUCUAAGAGGAAAUGCUAUACGUGCAUUUAGGAGCCAAGGUUUGCAGGUUGAUGUUCUUGGAGAGGAUAUGCAAAGUAAACUUGUGGAGGAAGCUCGAAAGGCAUGUCUCCUUGUCAACUUACCUUUUGUUUAUAGAGCUGCUUCUCGUGUUCCAUUUUCUGUUCUCAAGUAUGCAAUGACCCUUGAUGGUAAAAUAGCUGCAAGUAGUGGACAUGCGGCAUGGAUAAGUAGCAAGUUGUCUAGGAAUCGAGUUUUUGAGUUACGGGGUAGAAGCGAUGCCAUUAUAGUUGGAGGGAACACUGUGCGUAGGGACAACCCAAGACUGACAGCAAGACAUGGAGGUGGGCAUAUGCCAAUUCGAAUUGUACUGUCUCAAUCGCUUGAUCUUCCUGAGGAGGCAAAUCUUUGGGACCUAUCUGAUGUAUCUACUGUAGUUGUAACACAAAGGGGAGCAAGGAGGAGUUUCCAGAGAUAUCUUGCAUCUAAAGGAGUUGAGGUAGUGGAGUUAGACAUCUUAAACCCUAGGGAUGUAAUGGAAUAUUUUCAUGACCGUGGAUACCUCUCCAUUUUAUGGGAGUGUGGAGGAACUCUAGCUGCAUCUGCUAUUUCAUCGGGUGUAAUACACAAGGUUUUUGCAUUUGUUGCUCCUAAAAUUAUUGGUGGGAAGAAUGCUCCUUCUCCUGUGGGUGAGCUUGGGAUGGUUGAGAUGUCUCAAGCACUGGAUUUGAUUGACGUUUGCUUUGAGCAGAUUGGACCUGAUAUGCUCAUCAGUGGAUUUCUUCAGCCUAUACCAGAUUUAACGCCCACUAUUCCUUCAGAAGAUGAAACCUUUGCUAUUGACCCUACUGUUGCUCCUUUUGAGACAAGCAUCAUAUUCUUCUAUAAAACAUGGGAUCUUUAUGGCGCCUUCUCAAAUUUUUCUCCUCAUACAAUUCAAAUGCCCGAUGAAGAUGGUAAUUAUGUCACUUGGUUUAGCGUAGAGCAUUAUUACCAGGCAAACAAGUUCAUCGGAGUCAUCAAUCCUCUAGCACAGGAUUGCAUAGACAAAAUAAAAUCAGCAAAAAGUCCAGAGGAAGCAGCACGAAUGGGAAGGCUAACACAGCGGCGACACCCUCAUCUGGUGAGAUCUGAUUGGGAAAGUGUGAAGAUUGAUGUUAUGUAUAGGGCACUAAAAUGCAAGUUCUCGAUAUAUCCUCACUUGAAUUCCAUGUUGCUAUCGACUGCCGGGUCAGUCCUAGUUGAAGCUUCGCCUCAUGACCUUUUCUGGGGUGGUGGGCGGGAUGGUGAAGGCCUGAAUUAUCUUGGCAGGCUGCUGAUGAAGUUGAGGUCAGAGUUUCUUGGUGAAUCAUCUGCUGCAAGUGAAAACACCUGCAUAGCUUUAUGAUGUACAUAAAAAUGAAAAUAAAUGAAAUUGAUCCUGCAUAGACCCACAUUUGAUCUGUAUUGUAACAAUUUAUAUUAUACAAAGAAAGUUUAGGUUAAGUUUUGAGUUAAAAUUAUCAUAGUAUUGUUUUCGGUUGGAAUUUUGUUUUCUUAUUCUAUCAGAAAAUGCAUUCGGUUUUGAACUUA